UCAAAAAAAAAAAAAAUUCUAACUCUUGAACAAUUUCUAAUUUCUAAUUCUCUUAUGAGAAACCCUCAAUUUGAAUUUCUCUCAUUCUCACUCUCACGGUGAGACUGAAAGGCUGAAACCCUAGACCCUAACAUUCCAAACGAGACGUGUCUUCAACGGCUACAACUACAUUCUUCACCACAUAACACAAAUUUUUCGGAGAAGUACUGUAGUUGAGAAAAAAUGGACCGGUUAUCUGGUCUGCCGAAAACUAUACUUCAUGACAUUCUUGCAAGGUUGUCGGACAAAGAUGCUGCCAAGACUAUUGCUUUGUCAAAGGCGUGGAGAGACACAUGGUAUUCAUUUCCCAAUCUAUCUGUUUGCAGUGGGGACUUUUUUACUAUACAUGAUAUAGUCCCAGGAAGUAGUCAUAGGUUUAGCAAAAUGCAUAUUCUCUUUGACUAUGUUACAAAAAGAUUGCUGAGGCUACGUGACCAAGGCUUAGCAAUCAAAGAACUUAAGCUCAGUUUGACAAAUUUAUUAAACCCUACACGUGGCUCCCACCAUGUUGAUCAGUGGAUACAGAUGGCCAGUGAAAAUGGUGUCAAAGUACUAGAGCUUCACCUCACUGGUGGGUGUAUAGGGCGAGAUUAUAGUCAAGACAACUGGUAUGACCUUCCACUUUGUGUCAUUGAAGCCAAGUCACUUGCUAAGCUGGAGUUGGCCGGGGGAAUCAGAAUUGACCAAGAAUUUUUAAAUCAUUCCAUGAAGUUUUCCUCGGUGAAAUCGUUAUUUUUAAGUCAAGUACUUUUCACGCAUGAAAGGAUUAUUGAGCAUCUUAUUUCUCACUGCACUCUUAUUGAACAUUUAACCAUAAACUAUUGUUCCGUAUAUAACCAUCUAAGCAUGGAAGAUCCUCUAGUGCAAAGGAGUCAUCGGGUGAAAUCAUUAUUUCUAAAUGGUUUACAAAAGCUCAAGGACGUUGAUGUUCAAGGAAUACAGGAAGUACAAAUUGAUUCUCCAAAUCUUCAGAACUUACGUUAUCGUCCAUUGGAUUUUGAUGCACCCUUCAAGCUGAAUUUUGAUAGUUGCACAAAUUUAAGAUGUUUGUGCUUAUUGUAUUUGCAGAGCACUGCUAUUGCAGACAAGUGGUUUCUUGAACUGUUUUCUAAGUAUCCUUUUCUUGAGAGUUUGAAAUUAGGUCAUUGUUCUAUGUCCGAGAGGAUUAAUAUUUUGAGUGCCCAGCUCAAGGUCUUUAAGUUAUCUCAUUGCUCUAACUUGAAGGAGAUCAACGUUGAUGCUCCAAAUUUGUUAUCAUUUGACUAUGUUGAUGAUAACAAACCUGUUAUAUCUUUUUUAAGAGGUUCUAAUAAACUUGAAGUCAGUGUUUGUACUCUCGUGGAUUUACGGGACUUUUAUAGCUUGAGGAAAUUUAUCCGGAAUAUACCACAAAACAUUUUGGCAUCUCUCUCCCUCUUUAUCUAUGAGCAAUUUCAUGAUUAUACAUAUCUGCAUGAAUUCCAAGUUUCUUCCACCCCUCCGAGUAUCAAACAUUUGGAGUUUAAAGUAUAUUCAUUUCCAAAGAGUGAAUCUCCCUAUGGCCAUCUUAUGCAUUGCUUGCUUUCGAGUUGCUUUCCAAAAACAAUUUCAUUCAGAUAUAGUCGUCGUUACACAUUCAUUGAGUUCUUCUAUGAGAUGCUGAUGGGCAGUAAAAAGGGAGAGUGCCAUUGCAGUUCAGGUGAUAGAAAGUGUUGGUGGCAUGCCUUGAAGAUUGUCAACAUCUCUUGUUCAUUCAUGACCGAUGAGAACACUAACUUUAAAGCAAUGCUUGAUGCAUCGCCGAAAUCUUCUGAUUGGAAUACUAUCACUUUUAGUUUAGAGUUGUAGUUGCUAUUAUCAACCUAUAAACAUUUCUAAUUAGAGUUAGAGACUUUGAUGUUGACGCUUAGUUACAACUUAUACAUCUAUGUAUGUAUUGAAGUGCCUGUUAUUAUGUAACCGAGUGUAUUAACGUUUUAAGUUUGUUAUAUAUGAUCAUGAUUAGU
Molecule: messenger RNA, 2024 nt
Organism: Arachis stenosperma
Lineage: Eukaryota; Viridiplantae; Streptophyta; Magnoliopsida; Fabales; Fabaceae
Product: F-box/FBD/LRR-repeat protein At5g53840-like
Exons: 4
Coding region: 223-1866 (547 amino acids)
Molecular function (GO): protein binding
Source: RefSeq, a predicted model, not a curated record